Molecule: messenger RNA, 933 nt
Organism: Cladocopium goreaui
Lineage: Eukaryota; Dinophyceae; Suessiales; Symbiodiniaceae
Source: the annotation of a GenBank genome assembly
AUGGCCACAUGGAGAACCUAUGCGCCUGACUAUGAGGUCAACCUGAUCAAUUUGGAGAACUACAAAGAACAUUUACAAGAACCGGAAGAUACGCCCCGAACCGUGGGCCCCGAGAGCUUCGAAUUCAUCGCGCGCUUCUCGGACUGGCUGCGCUUGGCGUUGCUGGCGAAGCACGGCGGGGUCUGGUUGGAUGCCACGUUGCUCCUGACGGCUCCGCUGCAGUAUUUGGUCAAUGAAUCAGCGACCUUCAGUGGAGUUCACCUCGAGGAUCGGGUGGAAAGUUUUUUCUUGGCGUCGCGUGCGCAUGAAGUCUUGAUGCAACGCUGGCGCGACACCUUGUUUCACAUCGCUCAGAUGAAUGAGAGCGCCUACGACCAGCACCUUGUCGCCCUCCGCGGCCGUGGCAUCGAACCGCUCAACGGCGCCAUGGCCCGCUGCGACUGGAGCCUUCGGUCGCCUCUGCACGGCGCGCUGCACUCGGCGCUGCACUUCGGCGCCCGCAGAAUCAACGCCUUCACGCGGUACACGAACUUCUAUCUGCAAGUCUGCAACGAACGCUAUUGGAUGCACUACUUGAGGGUCAUGGUGGCCUUCUAUGGCGUGAUCGAAGGUAGUGGUUACAACACCCAAGAGUUGUACAGCAAAUGGGACUUGCACAUCCAAGAUUCCAUGAAGAAUGUGAACGCCUUAGCCGUUUUGCUUGGCUGGAACAGCAGCGACAUUGUGCAUUUCAUCUCUACAAGUCGAAGUGCCAAGUUCGACCUCUACCAGGUCCGUGGCAUCAAGCUGCGCAGAGCUGAAUGGGAGCAGCUGGACUCGCUGAAGGUCUGCGAAGCGGGGAGCGUGAUUUGCCGCCUUCAGAAACUCACCGGCGCCGACAUCUUCGACGAAGUGCCUGCAGAAGUCUCCGAGCCACCGGCCUUUGAGUUGUGA